ACCUGUUUACAUUUCUUGUCAUUCUAAGAUGACUGUGUGGUGUAUUUAGCAUUAUUUCUUUCUUUCGGAACAGAUUUUCCCAGUUAUGGCGUCCCGCCGGGAUCCGGGAGGGACCAAGAAGCUCCUGGAGAUCCUCAGAGAAAAACAGAAACACCUCCAAGACGCCCCCUUUAGCAGUAACUACAUUGGGGUCCAACAGGCUCUGGACAGAACCAAAGAAAGUGCCAGUGAUAUCAAAGGUCUAAAGAGGAAAGUAGAGGAGGCAAAACGUUCAAAGGGACAGGACAAGGAAACGGAGGCACUAGAUGCUGAAUAUGAACUGCUUGAGGAUCUUGCACUACAGAAGAAACGUUGCUUGGAGACUCUUUUAUAUGUCGGCGAGGUGGAAAAUUUACUUCAGAAUGUUCAAACAGAGUUCGAGGAUCGAGCGCUCUACCUCACAGAAAGGAGGAAAGUUUUCGAGAGCAUGUACCGGGAAGACACGGUGGAGGCUUCGGCAAGAAUUCACAGGGAUUGUACCUAUGCUUUAAGAGGAACUUGGAACUGGAUGUCCCAAGUUACAAAGUGUCUUCAAAUUCACAUGACUAAUGCUGGCGAUUACCACCAGUUUUUCCAUGAUGUCCAGUUUCUGGAUGAAGAUUUGAGCCUCUUUUUGAAUUUAAUGAAUAGUGAUUCCAUGCGCACGCGCGUAGAAACUCAGGAUGCAGAAGUUAUGGGAAAACAUAUGAGGAGCAUCACAAACAAACUCUUAGACUUCCAGUGUCGGAUUGACAAAUUAAGUAACCAAGCCGGUGAAAUCUAUCCUAUCCACCUUAGAAGGGAAUCAUGUUCUUACCCACUAAAAGCCAAAUCACUUGUCUUCUACUGCCACGAAGAGGUAAAGUUGGAACUUGGGGAGGAGGUUUUGAUUCUGGACACAUCUGAUCAGGACAAAUGGCGGAUUCGCUGUAAAAAUGGCUCAGAAUCGGAAGUACCAGGAGUUAUUCUAGUGAUACCCCCUCCCGAUAAAAAAGCUGUUCAGCAAGUUCAAAGAAUCAAGGAACAGCUUGUGAUUCACUGGGACACUACACUCAGACGUCUUCGCACACAGCUGAUUCAGUUCAUCUCCAACAACAUCAAAGACACGCAGGAAAAAGAGCUUUCGCGGAUCUCUUCCGGGCAGAAGGCGGAGUUGAUGAGGUUAAUGAACGAGGCGGUGCAACUGCUCCGACCAUUGUCUAUUGAAGAUCCAGACUUCAAAGCCAUGAUGGCAAACGUUACAAACUUCAGAAAGAUCAUCAGUCAGAUCAAAUCGGGUGAUAAAGAUUAUACCAACGGAACAACGCAAAGAUGGCAGGCAAAUGCCAGGGUGCUGGUUCACUAUAAGGAGUUUUUGACAUAUGCAAAGACGUAUAAACAAGGACUCUCAGGAUCCAGAGAACAAGAAAAGCUUCUGUUGAAAGGAGCCGGUCAACGUAUUUACUCCUCAAAAGCUUAUUUCGAAAGAACUUUGCCAAUGGUGGAAGUAAACACCACAUCCUGCGAUACUUUACUCACAAGUGUUAAAGCAGAAAUGAUCAUUCAUGAAAGGCAGAAAAGUAAAAGACCCAAGCCUCCACCCCGUCGAAAAAGGCAAUUGAAAAAAGUUAUGUCCUCAGCACUACCAAAUGAUAUUAGCAGUGAUCUGCCAGAAUGCUCAGAAGAAGUGCAAGGUUUCACUAUUACUGGUGUGUUGGACCCAAGAUCCAAGCAGCGGUUGACAGUUUUCCAAGCCAUGGCUCAGGGAAUUCUGAAUCAGGCUCAUGGAACAUAUACUGACCCCACCACUGGUAAAUCCAUGUCCAUCCCAGAAGCCAUUCAUAAGGGACUUAUCACAGUGGAUACAAGGGAGAAUCUUCCUAACGGUCAUACACAAGAUGAUGGAUUUUCACCAAUGAGGAACACCUUAGAGACUGAGAUAUUCCCCGUUGCAGGGGUAAUAGAUCCUCGAACAGGAGAAUGGAUUGGAGUAAAAGAGGCAGUUUCUUUAGGUAUUCUGGAUCCUAAAUCAGGAAAAUACAAGAAUAUUGUGACAGGGGAAGAGUGCGAUCUUUUAGAGGCUGUAAAGAAUGGAUACAUUGUGGUUGAUCCUGCAGUACUAGAGGAUGCUGAAAAGAAGGAGUGCUUCACAUUUGUUGAUUUUGCAGAUGUUGGAUUCAGGGUCACUGGUGUUGUGGAUCCUGCUACAGGUGAUGAAAUACCUCUUAAACGUGCUAUGACAGACGGAGUUAUCGAUCUUGGUAACUCAUUGUAUAGAAAUCCUCAUACAGGAGAAACUAUUGCAAUUGAGGAUGCUAUCAGACAGGGACUUAUCAGGGGGCAUUACCUCACUCCAGGAGAGACUGCCAAUGGAGGGCCAGACGUGAUGAUUCUCAAACAGUUACAACUGAAGAAUCAGCGGUACAUUCCUGGAGAUCAUGAAGGUGCAGACGAUGUUGAUGGAUACAAACAAACACCAAAUUCUAUUAUGUUCAAUAAGCUGCGCGCUAGAAUUAAUCCAGAAGAACAAACUGUUCUUGAUCCCAGUGACUUGUCAAGCAUUUCACUGCAGGAAGCUUAUGAAAAGGGUGUAGUUGACUUUGCAAAAGGUGAAUACAGAUUGCCAAAUGGUGAAUGUUUGUCUUUAGAACAAGCAACUACCAGAAAUUUUAUGGAACCUUUAUUAUUGCAAGAAAUAUUGGGGAUUUAUAAAGAUUGCAGCGUGAAAAACUUAACAAAUGAAGGAAAGUUUGACCCAGAAACUGGCCUUGUCUUAGAUCCAGUCUCUGGAAAUUCAAUGUCUCUUCAAUCAGCAAUAGAUCAAAGAGUAAUUGAUCCUAAUCUUGUGUAUUUCUAUGAUGUGCCAUCACAAAAACUCACGAAUCUUGCAACGACCAUUGAAAACGGUUCAUAUGAUCCUUCUACGGGUAAGUACAAGAACAAAAAGGUUCCCCAGGCUAUAUCUUUGGAGCAGGCUGACAAAGUUGGAGUAGUUUUGUGUGAUAUUGAUCCCGAAAAAAUGACCAUGGAUGCAAAAACGUUAGAACGGCUUCAAAAAGUGAUGGAUACAAGCAUUCCUGUUAUGUCUGCACCAUAUUCCGAAAGCAGCGUUUCUUUGGAAGAAGCCAUCAAGGCAGGAUAUAUUGAUCUUCAGAAUGGUGUAGUAAAAGAUCUUCGUUCAGGUGAAGUGAUGUCUUUGGCUGAAGCCAUGCAAUCUUCAAAAAUAGAACCUUCAGCUGCUAAGAGCUUACUUGAUGCGUUGAAUAAACUCUCACUGAAUGAAAUGAUCCAAAAGGGUCAGAUUAAUCCCGAUAAAGGUCACUUUAUUCCUGGAGAUCGAUCCAGACCGAUCACCAUCCAGGAGGCUAUAGAUCGAGGUCUUAUACAUCCUGAAAAUGUGUACAUUGUAGACAAGGAGAAUAAUAACAUUCUUUCUCUCGAAACUUUGAUCAAAUCUGGACGGUUGGAUCCCAAAACUGGAAUGGUGAUAGAUCCUAAAACAGGAAGGGCUAUGUCUCUGUCAGAAGCUAUUGCUAACGGUAUUAUUGAUAGCAAAAUAUCUGCGGAUGACUUCGUUGAUACCUCUGUAACCCUGAAAGAAUUGAUAGAUUCCAGCAAAGUCAACCCAAGGUCUACAACUUUCGUGGCACCAAAUGACCAUAAAAUGUCUCUCAGAGAUGCAUUAGCCAAUGGCUUUCUCACCAUGAACUCCAACGUGAGGUUGGACCAGGAAACUGGAUGUGUGGUGCUCGCCGCUGAUGAAGAAAUUGUUCAGGCUUUGGUUGAUGUAAAGGAAAACUCAGACUGGAUGACUGAAACAGAAAAGAAACUUGCAUCCCAGAAGAAACCACAUCAACGGUUGGAAAAACUGCAAGAACAAUCAAAAGAAAUCAAGUUUAUGCAAGACGACAUGGUGAGGAGGAAGGCUGGUGUGACUGCGUCCAUCAAGCAGGCGGAGGAGCUCAUCGAUAACAAUCAGACGGACCGGAAGGAAGAUGGCGCUCAGCAGAUUCAAAAACUCCGCUUUAAUGUGUCUGAUCUUAAAAUCAGGUUCAAUGCUGCUUUUGGUGAAACUGAAAGCAGACGAAAGCGUUUCCAGAAAAUGACAGAGGACUUGGAACAGUUCUACAAGACAUUACAAGACAUCGACCAAUGGUUGGAUCAGGCAAUAGAGAAGUCACGUGACCUUCAAUCUUCCAAGGAUAACAUUUACAACCAAUAUAAUGAUUUUAAGGAAUUUGUCGAAGAAUUACAAGGGAAAGAAGUUGAAAUUUCGGGCUUUAUCAAGAUGGCUGAUGAUUUCCGAGAUACAGCACAGGAAUUCGAGAAAGAGGCUGAAGCUUAUCGUCAGCGAAUUCAGGUUCUGCCUCCCAUCAAGGAAGAAGUUGACAACAAUAUCAUCGAUGAUGAAAUCGAAUCUUUGGAAGAAAAGUACAAAGAUGUAUCACGUGACUGUUCUAAGCAUAUGGAAAGACUUGCUGCCUUGAUGAAACAGAAGAAAGGUUUCGAUGAUUUAAAGGACAAACUUUCUUCUGUUUAUCCUCAAAUCGAGGCUCGGCUUAGCAACAUUCAUGGAAAUGGUCUCGGAAAAAAUCCGGAAAAGGAUGCAAAAGACCUUGCAUCAAUUAAAGAUUUGAAAGCAGAUCUCAUAGGACAAGACAGAAAACUGAAGGAUUUUCUUCAAAGUGGUGAAAAAUUGGUCAAGGGUUUAAAUGAAAUAAACAUGAAGCAAAAAGCAGAAGAAGUUAAGAAAUCAAUGACUGAGAUGAAAGGAAAACACGAAGCUUUACAAGGUGAAAUAAGUGAGAAAGAAGAAGAGCUUUCGUCGGCUGUAUCUCAGCAGCAAAACCUUAGGAACCGUUUGGAUGGACUUUUGAGAUGGAUAUCAGAGACUGAGAACACGUUAGGAGAUCGACCAUUAAUUAGUCUGGACAAGGAUAGACUUGGCAAUCAGUUAAAGGAACAACGUCUCCUUAAUGGGGAAAUAGAAACAAACAAAACACUCUUGGAUAGGAUAUCUCGAGAAACUGGACAAAAUACCUCGGACGAUGAUGCAGAGGGUAUAAUCCUUGAACUGAAUGAAAGAAUGUUAGAAGUAGAGAAAGAGGCUGAUCAGAUAACCAUGGAAAUUGAAGACGUGGCAUGCAGUGUGUCCGAACUAGAGAACAACAUUGGUCAGAUGGACUCAUGGCUUACUGAUGCAAUUAGUUCGUUAAAAACGAGACAAAAGGGUGCAAAUCAGAAGGCUAUAAAGGCCAAGAUAGAUGUGUUAUAUAAUGACAAGCGGGAGAAAGAAUAUGAUAUGGAAAAACUCAGACAAUCAGCAAAACAGAUUAUGGAGGAUGAACGAGUUUGUGAUCAGUUUGCAAUGAAGGAAUGCCUUGGAGAGGUAGAAGUAAAAUGGCAUGAAUUAACGGAAUAUCUAGUGCAGCAGGUGUCGUUGGAGGCUCUAACGGAGAUUGAUGGAAUGUUGAAGUACCUAGAUAAAGCUGAAAAUGAAAUCAACACAGCAGAACCAGUCAAUGUUGAACCAGAAACUCUCACAAUUCAACUUCAUGACCACCAGUCAUUCAACAUGGAUCUAAAUCAAAAGAGAAAUGCAGUCAAAGACAUUAUCAACAAGUGUAACAGAAUGUUACGUGAAACUACCAAUGCCCAAACAGAUGAAAUCAAAUCAAGGCUAGAAAGCAUCAAAACACAGGCUGAUAUUGUCUGUCAGUUAAGUGCAGAGCGACUGCAUCAACUGGAAUCGGCCCUUCCUCUUGCAACACACUUCAGUGAAAACCAAACGGAGAUUCAUAGCUGGCUUGAUGAAAUGGAAGCAGAUUUAAAGGCUCAUUCUUCACCAGGAAACACUUUAGAACAAGUGAAAAAACAGUUGGAUAAUAUUAAGGACACUCAACAGAAGAUUGAGGAUCACAAACCUUUCCUAGAAGAUCUGAAUACCACGGGUUUGGAGUUAAUGGAGUUAUGUUGUGAAGAUGAUGCUGGAGAUAUUCAGACAAAACUUUUAAAAUACAAUGAACAAUAUGAAAAGCUUAAAACUCAAGCGAGAGAGAAAGCUAAGGAGCUUACAGUUGCUAGGAGUAAGAUGACUCAGGAGGUCUCAGAUUCAUUGGAUCACAUUUUAGGAGAUCUUGAGCAAUUGAACAGGGAUUUGGCAACAGCAGAUCCUGUGGCAGCAAGUCCUGAUAAAUUGCGAGACGAAAUCAGACAAAACAAUUUAUUACUAGAAGAUCUGGAAAACCAACGUCCAGCUAUUGCAGCAGCUGAUGGGGCUGUAAAGAAAGUUCUUGAUCAAGGAGUGGAUGAUCCUGCAGAAGCUGAAGACCUCAAGUUAAAGUUAACAGAAAUAGCAACGCUGAAUAAUCAAAACAGAGAGGCUGCUUUGAAAAGGGAAGCAGAAUUAUCUAGUGCCAUGAAGGUAGCAGAGAAGUUUUUUGACUCCUGUAAUGAAACAGUUUCUAACUUACGGGAUCUAAAGGACAAUUUCCUCUCUCAAGAACCACCAGGUGUAGAUUCCUCAACUGUUGAAGAACAACAAAAGGAACUAAAGGAAUUAAGAAAAGAACUUGGAAAAGCAAGACUUUCAUUUGAAGAGUGCAGACAAUUAGGAGAAGAACUUAGUGGACUGUGUAGUGACCCAGGUCUGAUGGAGAUCAGAAAACAGUUGGAAGACAUCCAUGUCUUAGCAGAUGAUGUGCAUGAUAUUGCACGUGACAGGGAAGAGGACCUAAAGAAGGCACUUGGCCACACUGAAAAAUUCCAAGAGCUCCAAGAAGCGAUUAUGACUUGGAUGCCUCUAACAGAACAAGCCCUUGAUGAUAUGGAGAUACCCUCCAGUAAUCCAAAGACUCUGAAAUCCCAAAUAGAGGAACUGAAGGUGUUUGCGAGUAACAUAUAUAUUGAACCUCAAGGGUCUAAUAAAUCUGACAUUCACCCUCAUGUGGCGGACAUUCAACAGUUAAAUCAAGAGUUAGCUACUCUUAAGGAUAUGUCUCCUGUAGCCGCCGAAGCCCUUCAGAGACCGGUGGAGGAAAUCAAUCAGAGAUGGACUGCUUUACUUAAAGGAAUCGCUGAUAGAGAGGCAAAGUUAAGUACAAUGCAGUUGAAGUUGGGUGAGCUGGAUGCUGGAAUAAACGAUAGCUUAGAUAGCUUAGAAAAGAUGCAAACAGAUCUAGAGAAGUUUGAAGGUGUUAAGGGUGAUCCUAAAUGUUUGGAAACAUACAUGAAAAAACUUCAGGUAAUGAACAACGAUUUGAAAAAUCAAGAUAAAAUGUGCAAGAAACUAAGUUCAGCUGUUGAUGCAAUCCAAGACUGUCCUGAGUUAAAGGAAAAAAGAGAUGUUAUGAAUGAACAGCUUCGGGCCACACAGGCCAACCUACGGGACAAGGAGGCAAAAUUGCAAGAAAAUCUUCGUCAAGUGAAAAAGUACCUUGGCGACUUGGACGAUGUGUAUCAGUGGGUGAAUGAUUUCCGAAAUGAGCUGAAAGCAGCCGUUCCUUGUGGAGCACUUCCGGAGACGUCAAAAGCCCAGUUUGAGUCUUUCAUGGCAAAAUAUGAGGAACUGGAAUCUAGAAACGAAGCAACUCAGGGACUUAUUGCUAAAGGACAAGAACUGGCCAAGUCUUGUUCUCCACAGGAUGCAUCUCAGAUUACGGAGAAAAUAAGGAAACUAGGAGAUCGCUGGCGAGACACUCAGGACCGUGCAGAAAAGAGAAAGGAUAAGCUUUCUGAACAUCUUCGUAAUGUUGGAGAGUUCCACGAUACACUGAAGACAUUUACCGAAUGGCUAAAUAAUGCCGAAAUUGCCAUGAGAUCAUUCAAAUAUCCCAGCAAAUUGGUGGAGAAAGUCACUGUACAGAUUGAAGAACAUAAUAAAUUAAAAACAGAGUUGGAACAACAUAUAGAGAAAAUGCAAAGUCUUGAAAAGAAUGGAAGCUAUCUUAAACACUUUGGAAAGAAACAAGAUACCAUAUAUAUAAAGAAUCUCCUUGUUGGAAUCAAGUUACGAUGGAAAAAGCUGAUGAGAAGAACAGAUGAGAGAGGACGUCUUCUUAGGUCGGCGUACAGAGAGGACAAGCGGUUUUAUGAUGCUUGGAAGAGCCUUUGUGACUGGCUUGAUGAAAGUUCCAAGACGAUGGCUCGAUUCAUGGUACCAGUAAACCAGGGAUCUGCCACCAAGCAGAACAUUGACGACCUAAAGAGGUUCCAACAUCAACUGGCAGCAAAACAUCAGGCAUUUUACUCAGCCACGAGACUUGGUAGAAAUCUUAAGGACAGGUGCACAAAGGCUGAUUCUGAACGAGAUGUCCUACAACAAAUGCUGGAUGAAUUGAAAAAUAAAUGGAACGCUGUCCGCUCUGUCGUAUCUAGGAGCCAAAACAAGCUAGACGAGGCGUUGUUGACAUCAGGAAGGGUGGCGGACGCUAUCAGUUCCCUCCUAGAAUGGCUAGGCAAAGCGGAGACGAGCCUGGCAGAGGAUCAGCCGAUUAUGGGUGACACAGACACCAUCCACAUGCUCAUUGAGCAGCACAAGACGAUGCAGCAGGAGCUUGGAGCGCGGGAACAAACGGUGGCAGCAAUGAAAGCCUCUGGCGAUAUUCCCGCUGCUCAUCUGGAAGAGCUGGAGACCACAUGGGACCGUGUCAACCAUUUGGCGGACAUCAGAGAAAGCCGUCUGCGAGAGUCGCUCAAACUGGCUGAAGAAUUCCAGGAUGCUGUUCAGAUAAUGAGAGAUUUCUUGCCACAGGCAGAAGCAGAAUUGAAAUUUAAAGCUUUGCCAGAUGACGAAAUGGCAAUAGUUCAAUUGAUUGAAAAACAUGAGAAAUUCCAAGAAGAGUUGCGGAAUCAUCAGGAAUGUAUAGACAAAAUCCGGGAAUUAGCAGAGGAGAUCUUACAGAAUUGCCACCCUAAUGCUAUUAGAUUUGUCAAAUAUUACCUCACUAUUACACAGACUCGCUGGGAUCAGCUCUUACAGAGAGCCAAGAACCAGGAGAAGCGUCUACAGGAGGAACUGAAGAACAUUCAGGGUAACGCUGCCCUAGUGGAGGAACUGCUUGCCUGGUUAACGGACGCCCAAGUUCUACUGUCCACCAAAGAGAGGGACCCAAUCCCAGACGAUCUGAAGGUCGUGGAGGACCUCUAUAAGGAACAUCUGGAAUUCCAUGAAGAGGUCACUAGUAAAAAUAAUGACGUGGAGAGGUUAACAAAGAUCCUGACACUAGAACCAAAAUCUCCAGGACGUCAUUAUGGCAGCAACAUGCGACUGAAUGAUCUGGACGGUUACAACCCACGCGUGCUCACUCUACAGAACAAGUGGAGGACGGUAUGGCGCAUGUCUGUAGACCGGAAGAAAGCUUUACAAGAUGCUCUAGACACUUUACAAGAGUUGGAGGGAUUGAAGACCUUUGACUUCGAAGUCUGGAAGACAAAGUAUUUGAACUGGAUAAAGGCCAAGAAGUUACGAAUAACUGAUUUCUUCCGACGACAGGACAAGGAUGGAGAUGGCUUUUUAUCUCGUGAUGAAUUUGUCAAUGGAAUGUUACAAACUCAUUUCCCGACAAAUAAAACUGAGCUUCAUGCUGUUUUUGACAUGUUUGCAAAAACAAACAGACAUUUCAUAGAAUAUAAAGAUUUUAUUGAAGCCAUGAAACCCGUUAGACAUCAAAAGACUCGAUUGAUGAGUGGAAAGAGGCAAAUGACGGACGCGGAACUUAUUCACGAUGAUAUAGAAAAAGAAAUCUCUCAAUGUCAGUGCAGGAAUCCAUUCCGUGCGGAGAUGAUUGACGAAGGCAAAUACAGAUUUGGAGAAAAACAGAACAUUCGAUUGGUGCGAUUCUUGAACAGUACAGUGAUGGUCCGUGUUGGAGGAGGAUGGGUCACUUUGGAUGAGUUCCUGGAAACCAAUGACCCAUGUCGAGCUAAAGGAAGAACAAACUAUGAUCUUAGAGACACAUUGUCACCAAACGGAAACUCAACUUUCCGGCCCCGCAGGGGCAGUGGAACAUACGGGUAUCGAUCAAAAUUAAACGACACCGGAUAUGCAUCCUCUACGUCUUCAGCUGGCAGUUCCGGAGAUAACUCGCUCAGAAGAAGUAGGGUGACGUCAUCAAUGGUAAAUCUGUCGGGCACUGGUGGUGCCCCAUCCCGGAACACAAUGCGAAAAUCUUCCGAUUUUGGCGGUUCAACGGGCAGUUUACAGAGAACUAAGCGUUUAAGUAAUUCAUCUUCUAAUAUAACGAACAACCAAUCAAAGUCUCGCUUGCCGCCAUCUACACCUACUAGGGGCAUGAACUCUUCCUACAGCUCCCCUCGGACUUCACAAUCCCCUUCGCCAUACUCCCGCUCUAAAACUCCACAACCGACUCCCACAUAUGUGCCACGAUCAAACACUCCUACUUCAAGGCCAUCUACGGGCACUCCACGAACACCCAUGACUCCUAAAACAUCAACUCCAGUUCGAUCAGGGAGGACAACUCCCACAUAUAGCGCUAGCGGAAGAGUCACUCCUUCCGGAAGAACCACGCCUUCAGGUCGGACAACACCAACUAUGCAAAAUGGUCAAAGUGCGAAUACAAUAAGACGUCUUCCAUCAACACCAAAGGGUCCGAGAUGAUCCGAAAGUUAAAAUUAGAUCUUAUGAUAUUAUUUUUUACAUAUAGUUGUUCGAUUUGCAAGAUGUCAAGGUAUACUAUGUAAUGAAUCAGCGUCUAGAUAUUAUGGUACUAUAGAGCGUCAUUACACGUACCUGUACAAUCCUUUAAAUGCGCGGUACGUAGUAAACCUUGUAUUCAUUGUCACUGUCUCCAUUCCAUAUCAAGGGACCAAUUCAACUCUACCAAGCUUUAUAAUACACACCAUAUGACAAUGCUGUACAUCUGAAGAUCAAAUAUCUAAAUUUCAGAGCAAAUUUUGAUUUACUAGUAUUUUUUUGUAUUUAGCAUUUAUUUAAAUUGGGCUGCUCGUUAUAAAUGCAAUUUCUUUGUUUUGAAUCACAAUUCUAAUCAAAAUUUCGUUGCUGAAUUUAAGAGUAUAUUUUUCUAUAAAGAAAUCACACACACCAGCUUUUAACGUUGCAUGAGAAAUCACUAAAAUUGAUAUUUUUAUAUGAAGAGAGAUUGAAUGUUUUUUUAUUGUACAUAAACUUUCAUUUUCAUUUGUCAUCAUCAUUAAUAAUCUUAUUAUGCGAGUACACUUUAAUCAGGGGGAGAGAGGAGUGAGUCUGUAUAUUUGUAUGAUAUAUCAGUGAAUAAAGAAUAUCUUAAAUAUGAA
Molecule: messenger RNA, 11271 nt
Organism: Saccostrea echinata
Lineage: Eukaryota; Metazoa; Mollusca; Bivalvia; Ostreida; Ostreidae
Product: dystonin-like
Exons: 49
Coding region: 86-10615 (3509 amino acids)
Biological process (GO): wound healing; intermediate filament cytoskeleton organization
Cellular component (GO): cytoskeleton; cytoplasm; intermediate filament
Molecular function (GO): calcium ion binding; structural molecule activity; microtubule binding
Source: RefSeq, a predicted model, not a curated record